AUGGCUGAGGGGCAGCAGGUGGGCCCCGUCGCCGCCGACGCCUGGGAGAUCGACGUGGAGAGCCUGGAAGAGCCGGAUCAGCUCGAGCGGCCGUCGCCGGCGGCGCCCCGCGCGCCCUCGCUACAGUCCGCCGGAGACGACGAGGAGGAAGACGACCACCAGGACGACGACGACGAGGAGGAGGGCGAAGAAGACGAAGGCGACGCCGGGGCAGCGGGCGACCUUCUCCGGCUGCCUGGGCUGCCGCAGGCGCAGCUUGUCUCGCCGUCGCCGGCGGCGGAGGAGAGAGGCGUAGGCGGCGGGGAGCAGCCGGUCCGCAAGCUUAGCCGCACACCCAAGUGCGCGCGCUGCCGCAACCACGGCGUGGUGUCCUGCCUGAAAGGCCACAAGCGCUUCUGCCGGUGGCGGGACUGCCAGUGUGCCAACUGCCUGCUGGUGGUGGAGCGGCAGCGCGUCAUGGCCGCCCAGGUGGCGCUUCGCAGGCAGCAGGCCACCGAGGACAAGAAGGGACAUACAGGGAAACAGGCUAAUUUUGAGCGCAGAACAGUGUACCAGAGACAUGUUCGGACACCUAGUUUGCUGGCUAAAAGCAUUUUAGAAGGUUAUCGUCCCAUUCCAGCCGAACCUUACCUAGGAGGGAAUUCGUCCUUGCCACCACCCGUCAGUGACAGAAUGAGAAAAAGACGGGCUUUUGCUGACAAAGAACUUGAGAACAUAAUGCUUGAGCGGGAAUACAAGGAACGAGAAAUGAUGGAAGCCACCCAGGCUGCUGCCUUCUUCCUGCCAAACCGCAUGGUACAUGGGCCCGAGUACAAUUCAUACAAGAGUUUUAACCCUCAUCAACUUGAAGCUUCCAGUAAGGAGUUUUGCAGUUUUCUGCCUACCUGCUUAGAUCUGACUAUGCAGUAUUCAGGCUCGGGGAACAUGGAACUGAUCUCAUCAAAUCUGAGUGUGGCCACCACCUACCGGCAGUAUCCUUUACCCUCUAGAUUCUUGGUGUGGCCGAAGUGUGGCCCUCUCAGUGAUGCCCUUCUCUAUCAGCAAUGCCUUCUAAACGCUACCACAGUCCAGUCUCUCAAACCUGGAGUAGUUUGGGACAAUAAGGCUUCACAUGGCCAGGAUUUUCCCACCUCUGAACACGAGAUCACAGUGUCAAAAAAUGAGAACACCUUCCACCAUCCUCAUGUUCAAGAACGCGAGACACCUCAAAGUGAGCUCCAAAACAUCUCUCGGGAGGCUCCUGAGAGAUCAGCGUUUUCAUCUCCCAAGAGGACCUUUCCACAGAUCUCUGGCAAAGAUCCUAUAGUUCAUCGGGACCCGUCUCUCAGCAAGAUGGGCAAAGAAAGCAACAAGCAGCAUAUGCUACUGCCACCUUCAUCUAAACAUAGCCCUUUCCAUUCAUUAUUCCAACAGACGCUUCAGAGCAAAGCGGGAUCAGAGUUAAAAACCACUUUUGAUGAGGCAUCCAAGAAAUACAGAGAGUGUACCUUCAGAGAAAACCCAAAAUACAAAUUCAGCAUCGACAGAUAUGCAAAAGACUUUCUGGAGACUAAACAAGUUGUGACAAAAUUAACCACAAAUGAACCGUUACCUUUUUCUGUUGAAUCAAUUCUUAAAUGACCAUCUUCAGUGGUCACUAGUGUUUCUCAAUAGGCCGACAGUGGGAUCUUCAAAACAAAUAUAUUGGCACUUAGAAUUGAACUUAACCACAUGGGCCAAGAAGCAAGUCCCUUUGAAUUUAUUAGAGAUUUCUUCUAGGCGCUUUAUCCAAAAUACACUUGAAAUAAGUUCUUCAGAUUUUAUUGAAACCGAUUUCCAAUAAACAGGUUUUGAACUCCAACACAGCACUAGUAUCAGUCGAUUUCAGAGCAGCUGAGUUGCCCAUUUUGGGGAAUUGACUAUUCCAAAACUUUAACAAUUAUUAAUAUGCUGUCUGACAAGCGCAUGUCCACUGCCUUUUGCCAUCAUAUUU
Molecule: messenger RNA, 1972 nt
Organism: Protobothrops mucrosquamatus (brown spotted pit viper)
Lineage: Eukaryota; Metazoa; Chordata; Lepidosauria; Squamata; Viperidae
Gene: DMRT2
Product: doublesex and mab-3 related transcription factor 2
Exons: 3
Coding region: 1-1620 (539 amino acids)
Biological process (GO): regulation of transcription by RNA polymerase II; sex differentiation
Cellular component (GO): nucleus
Molecular function (GO): RNA polymerase II cis-regulatory region sequence-specific DNA binding; DNA-binding transcription factor activity, RNA polymerase II-specific
Source: RefSeq, a predicted model, not a curated record